This is a messenger RNA of Chaetomium fimeti, 993 nucleotides long. RefSeq lists its product as uncharacterized. The transcript has a single exon. The record is from RefSeq and is a predicted model, not a curated record. NCBI's taxonomy places the organism in Eukaryota, Fungi, Ascomycota, Sordariomycetes, Sordariales, Chaetomiaceae. Bases 86 to 757 code for a protein of 223 amino acids.
GGAUCAUUGGUCCAGUCAUGACUUUUUGAGUGCGAAUCUCAGUUGGCGGGGGUGGUUCUUCAACAACCCGACCCGGUUUUAUCGAAUGGGGGGGCGAGCGAACCGUUCCUCCACCACCGGGGAGUCUGGAUGCUGCGCCUCGAGUCGGCCGGCGCCUGACGGCGUGCAGGAUGUCAGUUUGACAUGCCGAGGGAAGCCAAGGCGGAUUCACCCUUGGGGAGAGACCCUUUCCGUCACCGCGUCCAUCGAGACCCAGAGUCUGGUCCAAGAUCUCCGUGGACCUUUUGCCCGGGACCUUCCUGAGGGAGUGGUGAAAAUCGAUGCCGACCCGGACAACGUCGCCGACCUACACUACGAGACGGCAUGCAGGGUGCGUGGGUGCCUGGCCGGCGUCAGUCGCUCAAUGUUACCGUGGCGGCAGAUCGGGCGUGCAGAAUCUGAAAACACCAAUCGCUCGUCAUCCUCCUCGGAUGCGCUUCCAGAAAAAGACUCUCUUUUGUCCAUGUUGAAGACUGACCGGCUUUCUUCGCGUCACACAAAAGCGUCGAUCAGAGAGUCUCGAAGGUCUUGUCCUCUUAGCGGGAACCCAUUCGAGUCCUCGGGGACGCGCACCAGUCUCAGUCUGCGUCAGUUCCACCCCGUUGCGCGAGACUUGGAUCGCGAAAAGCCAGGCCAAAUGCGGGUAUGUCAUGGGAGGAAAAGAGACAAGGCGGCCGCCGCCCCGGCCCAGCCCAAGGUGUGUCGUUAUUGUGGCUGAGCUGCAAGGAGAGCGGCUGCACUCCACACGCGGGAACGCGGCGACCCGAUAAGGAAACGCGGCGUCGCUUCGGGUUUAGUGCCCCUUCGCCUACCCCUGCCCUCUUCACUCUUCAUCAGCCAUCUCGCCACCGAGGGGUUGUCGACGGGGUUCGAGUCAACAGCGAGAAGGACGAGGGGGACGAGACGGGCAAUACACCGAAGCCCCCGACGAGCUGGCGGGGGUUUGGCUGGCGG